Dromiciops gliroides (monito del monte) is the source of this 5408-nucleotide messenger RNA. RefSeq lists its product as uncharacterized. Gene Ontology annotation, biological process: proteolysis. The record is from RefSeq and is a predicted model, not a curated record. NCBI's taxonomy places the organism in Eukaryota, Metazoa, Chordata, Mammalia, Microbiotheria, Microbiotheriidae. Bases 122 to 4264 code for a protein of 1380 amino acids. Gene Ontology annotation, molecular function: serine-type endopeptidase activity. The transcript is spliced from 13 exons.
AGGGACACAUCAGGAUCAGGAUGGUGAGUGCCGACAAUGAGGUCACAGUGCAGGGGCCCUAUGACCUCAAAGAUUCCACAACUCUGGAGCAGGCAGAGCUUGCGUAUCCUUGGCACUGAGGAUGCCACUGCAGAGCCAAAAGCCUGAGCACAGGAGCAGAAGGAUGAGGGCUCUUCUGGAUCUCUUGGGUCUAAGCCUGCUUCUGUGCUGUGCUGCUGGCUUCUCCAGCCUUCAGGAGUCAAAGCAGGACUGGAGGACCCUAAGAAGGCCAAGAAGCAAUGAGGUCAUGGGCAGCAACGAGGUGCCAUGGCUCGUAUCUGUGGCUGGGGUCUGCCAGGGGGUGGUCCUGAGCCGUUGGUGGGUCCUAUCCACUGCCAGCUGUUUGAGAAAUAUAAAUUCAGGCCUCCUGCCAGUGAGGGGCUCAGGGACCUGGCUCAAUGGCUCCUGGAUCUGCCUGCACCCCAACUUUAUGCCCUCAGCUGGGACCAUUACAGCCCAAAGUGACCUGGGCAUGAUAUUCCUGCAUCAGCCGGCCAGGCUGGCUGGGGGGCAGGUCCACCUGGCCCGAGACACUAGCAAGGCCCGAAAAAACUGCCCCUUCUGUGGACAUCGGCCAUGCCACAUCUACCAGCGUCAGAACCCCCAAAAGCCUGGACUCGCACCAGCCAAGAGGAUGGCCGUGAAGCUCCUGGGCUCCUGGGCUUGCCACCACUUGGGAGCUCAUCCUACUGAAACUGAGAGGCUUUGCAUCUGGAGCGAUCCCUGGCCAGGCCCAGACUGUUGGGUACAUGCUAGGUCCAGGGUGCAGGGGAGGGGCUUGGCUCCCCCAUCCCCUGGAAGUCACACAGUAUGGGGGGGGAGAUCUUCCAGGCCUGGAGAGCCCCCCCCCACCGCUUCCCUGGGGCCAUUGCCCCCCCCCCCAAUUCAGGUGCAGCCUGGCAGCCCAGUCCUCUGCCGUUUUGGGAAUCACUGGGAGCUUGUGGGGCUGGUCACCGAGCCCAUGAAGGUCUGCUAUGUCCCCAUCCUUGCUGUCCGCACGGCCCCAUACCUCAGCUGGAUGGAUGCCGUCAUCCAGGACACCCAGAAACAGCCUUUGAGCUUACCCUGUAACCCCUCUGCACCAAGCAGUCCAGACAGCGGGCCCUGGGCACACCUGCCCAUCCCCGGCUCAGGGGUGGAGGUCAUGCCCCAAAAGGAAGCUAGCAGCAUAGACAGCUCUAUGCAGACGCAGCCAGCUGUCCUGGACUUGGCCCCUGGGAUUGGGGGUGGCGGAAAGGCGGAGCGGCUGCCCUCGGACGCCAAGUUCCCCAUAGCUGCCACUUGGCUCUUCCCUGAGCACCCAGCUGAGCCCCUGCUAUUGCCUGGGGGAGCUCUGCUGGCUGACAAUGCCAGCAGCCCCACUGGAGAGCCCCAUAGGCAGUUUCCUCACCCUGUCAGUGAUCCAACCCUAGUCCAGGAGCACUCACCUCCCAACAAAGCCAGAUCCCUGCCUCAGCAGGGUGAGCACCCAACUGCAGCCAGACCAAAGACUCGGUUGGCCACUGAGCCAGCUGGGCCCCAGACUCGCCAAGCUGAGAAGCCAGUCCGGUCCUCAGUCGUCCCCAGGAUGGCUCUAACCACACCCCAGGCUCCUCAGCCAGCAGCUGCAAUGGGUCCUAGGGCCGUCUCGCAAACUCCACUGGCGUCCAGAUCACGGCCUCAUCUGGUGGCUGAAACAGGCAGAUCCCCACAUGUUUCGAAGGCACACGCAGCCCGACCCCAGACUCACUCAGCACCUGCUAUCAUGAGAACCUGGCUUCUUCCAGAAACCAACAGAGCCAAAGCCCAGCCUCCCCCAGCAGUGCUGCCAAAGCCCAACUCAGCCAGGCCCCGGGCUCGGCCUGCCUCUGGCACAGCCAGGCCCUGCCUAGUGCCUAAAGCUGGAGCACCACAUGUGGUUGGGCCCUGGCUUCUCCUCAAGACAGGAGCAGCUGGAUGGCUGACUCAGCCAGCGUCCGAUGCAGCCAGGCCCUGGGUCCCAUCUAAGAUACAGCACACGCUGGAGCCUGUUGAACCCCAGAUUCUGCUGCAGGGUGAUCGCAGUGAUGCUGCACCCCUGCCUCAGCCAGCGGCUGGCACAGCUGGGCUCUGGGCUGUGCCAGCCACAGCUGUCGAUGCCAUUGUCCCCUGGGCCGGGCCUGUGGCUGAGACAGCUUCUGAGGCCAUCAUCCCCUGGGCGGGCCCAGCUCCUGCCAGAGCCCUGGCACCCUCUGUGGUGCCAGGACCUCACAGAGGUGCCCACCUCCUGCCUUCACCAGCUCCAUUGUCCUCAGGCUCCCUUGCCUACCGAGGCCCUUUCCUCUCCCCAAGAUUUUUCCCUUCAUCGCAGUCGCAGCCCCCAGCCCCUGCUCACGCUCAGCCUGCUCUCUUCUCCGGAGCCAUGCAAGCAUUGGCCUGGGGCCCCUCGGGCCCUUUGGUGGCAGAAGCACAGCAGAGCAGCUCCUUGUCCCAUGCUUCCUUCUCAUCUUCCCCCCUCCCCCCUCCCAUAGGACCCUCUCAGCUCACUGGUCCUGUGCAGAGUGAGGAGCUGCCCCUCAGGGUCACCUUGGCUCAGUGCCGCUUGGGCCUGGGUUGGAGGAGCACCUACCAAGCCUACUGGCUCUUCCAGACAGCCUUAUUCUCCCAACGAGGGAUACGCGAGUGCGGGACACGUCCGGGCUUUGCAGCUCAGUGUCCCGACUGCUGGGAGGCGGAGGAGGGCGAGUUCCCCUGGGUGGUAUCACUGCAGCUCUCUCUGUCCCACUUCUGCUCUGGCUCCAUCCUGAACGAGUGGUGGAUCCUGACCACCGCCAGUUGCGCCAACAUGAUACGGAAUUCGGAAUCCCUGGCCCGGGUCCAGGCAGGUGUCAUCAACCUAGAAGACCAGGUCCGGGCCCAGCUUGUGGGCAUCCGCCAGGCCCUGCCCUACUUUGGCCUGCAGGGGCCCGUGGGCCUGGGCCUGCUCCUCCUCCGGGAGCCCUUGCGCUUCCAGCCCAGAGCACUGGCUGUGUGCCUUGAGGAGUCCCCGGAGAAGCCAGUACCAGAGCCUCCACUGCAUCUCUAUGACUGCUGGGUCCCUGGCUGGACCCUGAUCAAGGGGAACCUGGCCACAAUGCAGAAGCAGCGACUGAACGUGGUUGAGGUCAGCAAGUGUGGCCGCUACUGGCCCAUGAAGAGCUCAAUGGCCUUCUGCGUGGAGGCCAAGAAGGUGAUGGGCCAGAACAGCUGCAAGGGAGACCUGGGAGCCCCGCUGAUGUGCCGCCCAAAGCUGCGCCCGGAGGAGACCCCCUGGGUACAAAUGGGCAUCCUCACUGCUUUUGAUGAGGCCUGCACUCGGCCCUACGUCUUCAGUCGCAUCCGCCCCUUCAUUUUUUGGCUCAGGGCCUCCACAAAGCCCCAGCACCCUCCCUGGGCCAGGCCUGCCCGUAGGCCCACCCUUUCUUCCUUACCCAAGCCUGAAGCCCUGGUGAAUCGGAUUUCACUACGCUUUGUGAUGCCCUGGCAAGCACUGAUUGUGACAUGUGGCAGACAGAUCUGUGCUGGCUCCAUCCUCAGCCCUUCCUGGGUCCUCACCUCAGCCCACUGCAUCCGGGACAUGCGGUCAGAGAACAUGGCUGUGUUUCUGGGGCUGCCACAGCCUGGUGGCAACCUGACGGCUGCUCGGGUCUCCAGUGUGGUCCUCCAUGAGCAGUACCGGGCAGUGAAUGGGGUCCCCCGAAAUGAUCUGGCUCUCAUCCUCCUGCAGCAGCCCCUAGGCCCUACUCAGCCCCUGGCCCCUGUGGGCCGUGUGGAUGAUGUGAACAAAGCCGAGUGUUGGCUCACGGGGCCCCGGGAACUCCGAGAGGGUGAGACAGACCAGUACCCACAAGCCCUCCAGGUUCAGGUAAAGGAUGCACUGUCCUGUGCCCACCUCUUCCCUGGCAUCAGGAGCCCUGUGUUAUGUUUGCGUCCUCAGCUGCCAGAAUUCCAAAUGGCUUUGGAUCUCGUGGGCUCAGGCAGUGCGCUGUUGUGCCGCUCACGGGGUGUGAAUGGGACCUGGAGGCAGACUGGACUCACCAGCAUCAAGUCUCUCUCCUUCCUCCUGACUCCCUACUUCUCAUGGAUCUCGAAAACCUCUUCUGUCCAGACUAACAACAUCUCACUUAGUCAGUCUGUCCCUGUUGUGUCUACGGCAGUGGCAGGGCCCAGGGGCCCUCUUAACUUCUUCCCACUAUUGACCCUGUGCUUAGAGUUCCUCCUGGCAUAAGACCAUUUCCCUAAGCCAGGUCCUGCACCCAUCUAGCUUUACCCUGGUCCAAGCCAAAGUGGAGGCAGGACCAUUAGAAGUGGUUGGGAGUUCCUCUUGUCCCCUUAUCUCCUGCUUCCAACAUCCACCAGAAGAGCAGGGCCAGGACUGUACUGGAGACAUGCCAGUAGGGAAGCCCAGCUGUACCUCGCCCUCCCUAAAUGAUCCCUUCCCCCCUACCAGAAAUAAAUACUCACACCCUCUGUGAUAUCCUCUUGUGAAAUCAGAAUCCCAGCAGGCCAGGGGCCAGGAGUGACAUAGAGCAAGUCCAUGCAUCCAAGGGAGCUCAGUGUGUGAGGGGCAAAUGAACUGCACACAAACAUGCCCUCAGUAACUGGCCUCUCCAAAGUCAGCCAUGAACUUUUCAUGGCCAAACAGAAUGGCCUCUUCUCCAUCAUCCUUCCUGCCCAGGCUCCUCCUGGGCUCUCUUCUCCCUUUGUAAGAGAGCUAGAAUCUACUAGGAUUCUCCCCUGUCCCCCUCCACGGGUUAGGAAAAGGUGUAACAAAGCCAGACAUGGGGCAAGGAUCAAGCUGUUCCCCUCUCAUUGCUGUUUCCCUUACUGUCGUCUUGCCCACAUUGGGUUGGGAUUCCUCCCUGACCUGGCUGAUGGCUCCAAACCACACUAUACCCUGCCCUACUGACUAAAUGGGAUUUCCAUUAUGGAGACAAGUGAGUUCAAGACAUCUCGAACUGGAUAUCAACGGGACACCUUAAACUCAACAUAUCCAAAAGGGAACUUGUUUUCUUUCUCCCCAAACCUUCCAUAUUACUGUCAAGGGUAACAACAACCCCCUAAUCCCUAAGGCUCUCAAUCUAAAUGUCAUCCUGGACUCCUUAUCUACUCAACACCACCCCCGUAUCCCAUAGGCCUCCUCUCCUCUGACACUGCUCCUAUCUUGGUGCAGCCCCUCAUCUUCUCACACCUGGACCAGUAGCUGGGGGGGGGGGGGAGGGGGAGGGUCUCCCUGCCUCCAGUCUCUCCCCACUCCAAUCCAUCCUCUUUUCAGUCACCAAAGUGAUCAUGUCAUCCCUACUCAAUAAACUCCAGUGGUUCCCUAGCACCUCCAGGAUCAGAUAUAAAAUAGCAAUAGACCAGGUGUGAGG